CGUGCUUCAAAAUGACACUGCACUUCUGCGAUUCAUUCCUAACGUGAUUUUUUUUUUGUUUACUCUCAGUUCCCGCAGGACGCACUGAAAGUAUCAGUCCAGCAAAUUAAUAGUGCCAAUCGUAAUGGCUGAAAACGACUAUUUCGGCUUAGAACUACUUUUCAAAUCGGUAGAGGCAACAAUUCAGACAAAAUCAGAUGUUCUAAUCGCCGUUGUUCAUUGGUAUCUCAUCAAAAAUUCGUUCCGUAAUGUCGGUAUUGGUGACGAUAAAACUUUAUCGGAUGGAGAAGAAACAAGCGAACUUUUACCGGACGGAUGGAACAGUAAUCCGCAUUCGUAUUCGUUGCGAUACAUGAACAAUGGCCAGUUAUAUAUACUCCAUGGAAUCGACAGCGAGGGAACCAUGAUUGUCAAUCUGUUGCAGGUUAAAACAUUAAAUGUAUCGAAUACCACAUUUCAAAUUGAAGACACCGUUAAAGCAGUUAAAGGAUCAGCAACAACCAUGAUUACUGAGUUGCCCUCUGUGUUGGAUCGAAUUCGAAUGCAGCUGCUGGUCCCGGUUUUUGAAAGUAAUAAAAAAGACGGUGAAACACAAACUGCACAGUCGAGCAAGGAACCGGUGAAAACCGAACGAGAACCAUCUUCGUUGAUAAUUGGUCCAAGACUACCGGGAAGGCUACCAGGAUCGGAUCCCUUGGGAGUCGGUAACGUAGGCCGUGGUGAUCUAGAUCCGUUUGGGCGUGGCGGGGGUGGUAUGAUUUUUGAACCACCCGGUGGAUUCAACCCGCUGGGAAACCUAAGGCAACCUGGCCCUUUCGGUAAUAUCCCGGGAGCCCGUUUUGACCCAUUUGGACCGGUAGUCGGAAACAAUCCACGACAGUUCCGCAAUCCCGACCCCAACCCGGAUCAUCUGCCGCCACCCGGUUACGACGAUAUGUUUAUGUGAAUGGAAAAUGCUGACAAGGAUUUUAUGGUUGAAGUGAAUUAUAAUUAUGCGUUUAUUGAGCGUCAUAUAAAUAAAGGAAUGUUUGAAUGAUUACAA
This is a messenger RNA of Malaya genurostris, 1042 nucleotides long. RefSeq names its product proteasome inhibitor PI31 subunit (gene PI31). Bases 125 to 946 code for a protein of 273 amino acids. Gene Ontology annotation, molecular function: endopeptidase inhibitor activity; proteasome binding. Gene Ontology annotation, biological process: proteasome-mediated ubiquitin-dependent protein catabolic process. The record is from RefSeq and is a predicted model, not a curated record. The transcript is spliced from 3 exons. NCBI's taxonomy places the organism in Eukaryota, Metazoa, Arthropoda, Insecta, Diptera, Culicidae.